Messenger RNA from Penicillium soppii, 921 nucleotides. Its product is annotated as transcriptional regulator family: HMG. Lineage: Eukaryota; Fungi; Ascomycota; Eurotiomycetes; Eurotiales; Aspergillaceae. Bases 1 to 921 code for a protein of 306 amino acids. The transcript has 3 exons. The record is from RefSeq and is a predicted model, not a curated record.
AUGUCUUGGCAGACCGUCGCCCGGGGGGGCAUGCAACGCAUGCACCGCACUGCUAUCCCUCUCCCUACCGGCGUGACCAGCAUGCAAACCCAGCUCCGUCGCCUUUGUUUGUCCACCAAAUACACCCAAGCACGCCCACAGCUUCAGGCUGCGUUGCCGGUCCGAUUCCUCGUUCAGUCCAAUGCUUUCGCAACCACUACCACUGAUAGAAAGACGGCCAAGAAACCCAAGGCCAAGAGUUCCGAAGACAAGAAUUCCGAGACCAAGAAGCGGAGCCCGCGCCUGACCAAGGAGGAGAAAGAAGCUAGGGAUAUCAAACAGGAGAAGGCCCAUAUCAAAGAGCUUAAGGCAAUUGCACUGACGCCGCCCAAGAAGCUCCCCUCUACUUUCCACUCCUGUGCUAUGCAGGCGAAGGUGCCCCAGCUCAAAGGUCAAUACACGAAUAUGUCAGAGGCAUUCAAGCUAGUUUCUGAAAUGACGAAGAACAUGGGUGCUGAGGAGAGACAGCAACUUGAGGCACAGGCCAAGCAAAACGCAAUCGCCAAUGCGGAAGCCUACCAGGCUUGGAUCAAUUCCCACACACCUCUCCAGAUCAAGCAGGCCAACAUUGCCCGCCGAGAACUUUUCCGCACUCUCAACACCACUCCCAGGGGAAGGAAAUACAUGCAGCUCAAAGAUGACCGCCACAUCAAGAAACCAAUCACCGCCUACCUGGCCUAUGCGACUGAGCGCCUCAAUUCCGGUGACUUUGAAGGCGAUUGGCAGAAUGCCGUUUCCACGGUUGGCCGGCAAUGGAAGGAUAUCCCCGAGUCGGACAAACAGCGCUACCAAAAAUUGGCGGACGAAGAUCGAGCACGGUACGUCAAAGAGCACGAGGAAGUCUAUGGAUAUAUCCCCAGGGCUCUUAAAGACAAGUCUUAG